GAGUUUGAAAUAAAAUGCACAAAGAAAGGAGUUUUGACACGAUACGAACAACACACGCAGCGAGUGGGACAACACGUGGGUCUCAGGAGACUUUUUUGUCCUAACACUAACACAUAAUCCCUUUUGACUCACAAGAAGAAGAAGAACCAAAGACAUUUCUGCAAUUUUGGCCGGAAAACUCAGCUAUGGCGGAGUCAAAAUCUGACUGCCUCCCGCCGGGUUGGACAGUUAAGGUAAAAGUCAGAGAUAAUGGAAGAAAAGACAAGUAUUACUUUGCUCCCUCAAAUGGACCUACAAUUAAUUCUAGGGUAGAGGUAUUACGCUAUCUGGGCACUCCACUAAACAACCAUCACCAACCAAAAAAGAAGAAUAAAGCAACUUCCCAGCAAGCUGAAAAAGUUCACUACACUGAUCCUGUUAGCAAAAAUGUUUUCCGCUCCAUGAAGGCUGUAAUUCGGCAUGUUGAAACUGAGGAACUAGAAAUGGUUGCACAUAACACAAAAGGCAGUACAGAAAAAGAGUUGGAAGACAAUAAAACCUUUUCAACCAGUGUGAUCAAGAAACAGCAAUCAGCAGUCAGCAGAGCAAGGAGACAUAUUAAUUUUAGUCAGAGCUUGGACAUGAAUGAUAUAGAGCAGGAAGAACAACAACACUUUUCAACUCAACUCUUGGCCCCCUCUGAGCAUGCUUCUGAGAAAUGUCAGACGGGCAUAGCAUUGAGCAACUCAGAUCCGCAAGAAGCCCAAGUGUCAGAGCCAAAAGGAGGAGAAGGUGAUUCUCCUAAAAGCACAUUUGUUUUACUUCCUGCAGAUAAUGCAGUCAUGCCAGCUAAGAAAUUUCUUGAAGUUCAGUUGGUAAGCCCUGAAAGUGCAAAGGCCGAACCUGGUCUAUGCAAAUCCAAGAAAAAGAAAGUACCUGAGUUGCCACGACGUGCUUCAAAAAGACUAGCUGGACUUGAAGUUGACCCAGUGCCAGAACUGAAGCCAAGAACUCGAGCACGUCGAGUUGUCGUUGAACAGUCAUGUGAUGAAGUAGCUGGUACAGAUAAAGGUUCUUCCCAUGGUAAUGGGGUUACUGAUGCUUCCAAAACUGCAGAAUCGGAAGAGCCGGUUGGAAAUGUGAAAGCAAUUACUAACUGCGAGAAGAAUCGAGGGUUUCAUGUUCUUUCCUUGGUGAGUCAAAAUCCUCCAUGUGAGCAGCAGAGAAAUGUUGAAACUAGUGAUACAAAACUAGGAGUCUCUCUCGAGUUGCCUUUUAAUGAAUUAUUGACAGAUCCAUGCAUUGCAUUUGCAAUAAAAACUCUUACCGGAAUAAACUUUGGCUGUUCCGAGAGCUCAGAAGUUCUGCCUGGGUCCAUAAGUAGUAGUGAGCAUUCUUCGGCCAACUUGGCCUCAGAAAUCUUUAAAGUAGAAAUAGAUAAUAAGGUUGGCAGAAAAGAAGAAUGCUCUCAGGAUUUCCCUUCUGGAAACAUGUCCAGUCUUGAAGAACUUUCAGAACCUGAAACUAGGGCUGAUGAGAAGUUAGUAUCUCCUAUUGAUCUGCCUUGUGAGUCUUGGCAAGAUCCAUGCAUUGAAUUUGCGAUAAAAACUCUGACUAAUGACAUUCCAGUGGACUAUGAUCCGAAUAUCCAACAGUACUUUCAGCAGCAACUAAGUUCAGCAAGACCAGGAGGAAGUGAUCACGACACCAGCUUGACUAGUGUUUCAAUAGAUACAUUUCGCCAAACUGAAUAUUCUUGUCAGCAAUUUCACAAUGUUGUCGAGAAACCUGGGCUCGCACUCAUGCACAACAGACAAAGUUCCUGCCGAUCUGCUCGAAACCAGAGCGGAAAGGAAAGACAAUGAUAUGUGACAUAAACAUAAGGCAAUUCUCCUGAACUGACUUGAAAAAUUUGUAAAAAAGAUAGAACUACAAGUAGUACUACUGAGUUUGUUAGUUUUAACUUUCCCAGUUUUUGUCAGUUUUUUCUGUUGUAACCAUGUAGAUCUCUGAUCUGAACUGGUUACGUCUUGACACGCUUCUAGGCAGUGUAUAAGUUUAACUGUAGGCUUUAGUAUCCUUGGUGUAAACUGUAAACUAAGCUUAGUUUAUUUUGCAAGUAUGUUUUGAUGA
Messenger RNA from Humulus lupulus (European hop), 2112 nucleotides. Its product is annotated as methyl-CpG-binding domain-containing protein 13. Gene Ontology annotation, molecular function: DNA binding. NCBI's taxonomy places the organism in Eukaryota, Viridiplantae, Streptophyta, Magnoliopsida, Rosales, Cannabaceae. Bases 186 to 1844 code for a protein of 552 amino acids. The record is from RefSeq and is a predicted model, not a curated record. The transcript is spliced from 5 exons.